Messenger RNA from Spizellomyces punctatus DAOM BR117, 1746 nucleotides. RefSeq lists its product as uncharacterized. The transcript has a single exon. The record is from RefSeq and is a predicted model, not a curated record. Gene Ontology annotation, biological process: carbohydrate metabolic process. Gene Ontology annotation, molecular function: chitin deacetylase activity. Gene Ontology annotation, cellular component: membrane. The coding region runs from base 306 to 1565 and encodes 419 amino acids. NCBI's taxonomy places the organism in Eukaryota, Fungi, Chytridiomycota, Chytridiomycetes, Spizellomycetales, Spizellomycetaceae.
UUUCUCACACACACACACACACACACACACACACAAGGACAUGGCACUGCCUCUCCUUGCCUUCUCCUUUGCCUUGUCUCCCUCCUCCUGUGUUGCAGGUGAAAGAAAGGGGCGGGGGAUGGGAACAUUAUAAAAGGGAAAAGGACUCGCAUCCAUUGACAAAACAUUCCUCCCCACACACACAACGAUUGUCCCCAUCGUCGUCGAUUUCUGUCAUUUGUCGAUCAUCGGUGGUUGCCACAUUAGUAUUAUUUUAUUUUGCUUUUAGCAUCAUCAUACAACCCAACAACAACAUCAAUAAUAAUAUGUCCUUUGCACGCUUGACAACGAGCGUGUGCUUUGCGCUCGCCGCAAUCGGUGCCGUAUCCGCCCAAUCCACCAUUGUCGACCCUGUUCCACCCGCACAACCUACUGGAGCACCUGCAGCACCCGCACCGGGCGGCAAUGGAGCUGCCGGCUACCCAAACAUGCCCACCGUGUUCCCUCCCAUUGACCAAACAGUCAUGAUCCCAGACAACCUUCUCCAACAUCCCCUGGUCGCAGAAGGCAUGCGCAAGGUCCAAGCGGCCGUCCCAGCCAGCCUUCUCAACCUCCCCGUCGCAAAAUACGUGGGCACACCCACACCAGAGUAUCCAGGAGGCGCUGCAGCAGCGGCAGCCAAUUGCUACUGGCCCGCCGGCCAAUGCGUCCGUGAUGUCGCAGCCCAAGGUUAUAACGCCGACGUGUCCAAAUGUCCAAACCAAAACGAUUGGGGAAUUACAUACGACGACGGUCCCACCGUGGCUCCCACUGGCCAGUUUGACACAGAAGACAUUCGCACGGCCCUCACAGAUCUCAAUAAUGCCAAAGCCACCUUUUUCGUCUGCGGAACAAACGCAAUCGCGUUUCCCGAUGAACUCAAAAAAUCUUUUGACGCUGGCCACGAAAUCGCCGUCCACACUUGGACACACCACCCCCUAACCUCCCUCACCAACCAACAAAUCGUCGCAGAAAUCUUGUAUACUGAAGCCCAAAUCUACAAGGUCAUUGGCCGUAAACCCAGAUUCUUCCGUCCCCCCUACGGGGAUAUUGACGAUCGUGUCCGCGCCGUCGCAUCUGCCCUCGGCUACACGGCCAUCAUUUGGACUGCCCCCCGCGACACGGAAGACACAACAGCCCAAGGCGCUGAUGGUGUCAACAAGAUUCUCAACACUGCCCGAUCAUGGUUCCAAGCCCAACCCGGUUUUAUUUCCCUUGAACACGAUAUCUCUACCACAACAUCCGAAAUCGCCGUUAAACUCUUGCAAAGCAUUAAAGCCGCUGGUCCAGGCUUUCCACUCAAGAUUAUGCCCGUCGGAACCUGUCUAGGUACAUCUGCCUAUGCUGAUGGUCUUGCUCCCGCUCCCAAUACCACGACCCUCCCAGCUGCGACCACCACAGCUGUGCCGGCCCCCCGUACACAGUCUCCCCCCACGGCCACCACUGCACCACGUACCGGCGCGUCAGGUGAAAAGAGUCUUGCCGUGUCGAUACAACCUGGUGCUUGGGUGGGUGCACUCGUGAUGGGAGUUUUGGCAGUCUUGUAAAAAAAGAUGUUGAACUGUUUGUUGUUUACCUGCUUUGGUUUUGUAUUUUUUUUCGUUUUGUACAUUUGCUAGUUGUAUAGCAUUGUGGUUUUUUUUUUAAUGGAUUGGUUGUGGAUUAGCGGGUUGAAUUUGCUAUUUAGAGAAGAACAAAAAAUAUAUACAAAAACCAGUAUCUCUCUCA